Schistosoma rodhaini is the source of this 1005-nucleotide messenger RNA. NCBI's taxonomy places the organism in Eukaryota, Metazoa, Platyhelminthes, Trematoda, Strigeidida, Schistosomatidae. The record is from the annotation of a GenBank genome assembly.
ACGGAAGCCCGUUAAGUGAACGUUUCUUCUAUUCUUUCAAGAAUCACUUGAACCACUUGUAUCAAUGUUUCGACGCGGUAAAUUAAAUGAUCCUGGAGAAACUGGCACUUGCAACGAUUCUGCUUUCUCACAACGAAAGGAAAGAGUUAGUAAAUAUGAACUCUAGAAUUUUUUACCUCACCUACUGAUUUCUGUCUGGUGAUAAGGCCUUUUGAAGUACAAAGCCGAUUUAUCUAAACUACCUCAUAAGAGGUCAUGCGUGGUCGAACUCAAGCAGUUAUAUCUUAGGUUACUAAGAUCACUACUAAUCUGGUCUAUCAUUCACAUCCUUCAUAAAGCGUUUUCCUACAGCUUGUGCAACUGGAGAGUGACAAUUAUCCUCAUGCUUCUAACAGGACACAACACCAUCUUUUUAGUGGUCGAUUCUCCCCAAAGGAAAGUUGGCGGAAAAGAUAGCCGCGUUAACUUGAUUGGAAUUUUUGACCUUUUCGAGAAGUACGCUUGAAGGAUUGAUUUACUAAAGAUGGAAACCUAUGAUGUAAAACCAAACCAUUGUCAUGUUGGGAUUUUGUUCUGCAGUGAAUGCAACAAUAUGUUGUAUCCUAAAGAGGAUAAACGCACAAAAACAUUAUACUACGCUUGUCGUAACUGUGAUUAUUCUCAAGAAGCAGACAAUCCCUGUGUUUAUAUCAAUAAACUGGAACAAGAAGUUGAUGAAUUAGCUUUAAUUGUACCGGAUGUUGUUCAUGAUCCAACAUUGCCUCGAACAGAAGAUCAUAUAUGUCGUCGAUGCGGUAAACAAGAAGCUGUAUUUUUUCAAUCACAAACAUUGAAAGCUGAAGAAAAUAUGCGUUUAUAUUAUGUUUGUACCAAUGUUGAAUGUUUGCAUAAAUGGACUGAAUAGAUAAUGUACAUACAUAUAUAUGUUAAAAAAGUUCUGAAUAAGAACUAAACUUGUAAAAAAUAUUGAGAAAUUUUUUUCAAAUUUAGACUAUUUACAGAAAA